CACAAAUUAAAAUGUUUACUCAGGUGUCCACUCCCAGCACACCUUCGUUCCCUAACACGCCCGAUGUGGUCGAAGAGAUGGAGAAACUGCAGAUGAACCCGUCCCAGGAGCCGACAUCAACGUCAUUACAAAUCAACGACGAAGAGGAGCUCGAGAGGUUUCGAGCCCAGUGGCGUGAGGAACUCAAGGCCAAGAAGACUGGAGUCACGAGUGGAGUGAACGUUGGGAACGUUAUCUGGAAAAGCAAGGGACAGGGCGUGGAACGGGAGCAUGAGGACAGCAAUGGUCACGCCACCUUGACAUCGCCCAAGACUUCUCGGAUGGCACACACUCUGCCUGCGUUCGAAGACGAUGACGAUGUCCCUAGAGCUGGUCCAUCGAAAGCUGUUCCAGCAAUGGCCAUCAUCAAAGGCGCCAACCAUAGCAAGACGCAUUCGAAAAAGUUCAGAACCGACAAGGAGCGCGCUGUACAGACGUACGCCAAGGCUGUAGAGAGCGAGCAGAGUGGCCAGCUGAAUGAAGCCUUGAUACUUUAUCGGAGGGCAUUCAAGAUGGAUGAUGAUGUGGAUAAACUCUACACUCGUUCUGUCGCGAAAGCCACUGCCCAACAAGUCCUGGAACAACAAGGGACGAGUGAGAAUCCCUUGCCAGCUAUUCCCAAUUCUGCCGAUAUUGUCCAGCCAUCAGCACCUGUAGAGGAGCCCUAUUCGUUCCAGCGCCAUAUCCAACUCCACCCCGACUACGUCAAAUCUUCCGCUGCACCAAUAGCUUCAUCUAAGACAUCAUCUAAAUCAGCUCUGACGGCCAUACUGGACUCAUUACCGAUCGCUCCCUACGAAUUUACCUUUUUGCCAGAAGACGAGGAUUUACCUAUACCGAUUGCAAGUCUUCCAGCAGAGCUCAUAGAUCCUAUCCUUGCUCAUUUGGACGUCAUCUGGGUGGAACGAUUCGCCGCUACAUGUUGGCGAGCGAGAUAUCUCACACAAUGCUCAAAUGUCUGGAGAAGAUUAGCAUGCAGGAUCUAUAGAGAGCCUGCGAUACUCCCACCAGGAGGGCUCACAGUGAAGGAUCUGAUGCAAAGGCACGCGGGCGAAUGGCGAACGACGUUGAUCGAAGAAGAAAGGGUUAGGAUGGACGGAUGUUAUAUUGCUGUGUGUCAUUAUAUUCGACCUGGUGCAGGAGAUGAAUGGAUCGCGAUCACCCAUCUGAUCACAUACCAUCGCUUCCUGCGUUUCUAUCCCGACGGCUCAGUAAUCUCUUUUCUAACAACGGACCACCCCUCCGAAAUCGUUCCUGUUCUCCGUCCAUCUUUGCGCGGCAAGGGUUUACACUUCGGCCGCUGGCGACUCAUCCGCUCAGACGCUAUACACAAUCCCGAAAUCGACUCCGAAUGGGUUCCAUCCAAAUCUGGGGAAAAGCGCCCCGCAAGGAUUAUCAUCUCGGACUUAUUAGAGCCUGGGGUGGAAAAGCCAAAAUAUGAGUUUGAGAUGGAGCUGGCUUUGAGGCAGACAAGUCGUGGAAGGUGGAACAAGCUUGAUAUUCUUGAAUAUCGUUCCAUCAAUCUCACUACAGGCGAAACUUUGGCCCUUUCGCUCAAGAAUCAGAAGCCGUUCUUCUUCUCAAAAGUGCGAUCCUACAAUCCGCCAUUCUAAUUUUUCCAGAGCAUAUCGCAUGCUGCAUGUUGAGUGAGAGAUGUACUUAUAACGCUUGAAUAUAUCACAGAUCUAUGAUACAAUCCACCACAUUUUCUAUCCGCCCUCCCCCAUGUACCAAUCUUCAAAUUCAUCCAUCUCAUUCUGCGGCAUUGAGGCUGAAGCUAAAGUACAAACGAUGGAGCUCAUCAGUCAAUGUGCUUUGUGAAAAGUAUAGACAACGCACGUCCUUGUGCCGUUGGGCAAGCGAAUAAUUGCUUGAAUGCUGGUCCUCAUGGAGCCUUUGCCGUUUUAUCGAUGGACGUCCGAAACCGCCAAUGAUGAGUCGUGCUGGCUG
Messenger RNA from Cryptococcus deneoformans JEC21, 1989 nucleotides. RefSeq names its product F-box domain-containing protein, putative. The coding region runs from base 12 to 1652 and encodes 546 amino acids. Gene Ontology annotation, cellular component: SCF ubiquitin ligase complex. Gene Ontology annotation, molecular function: protein binding. The record is from RefSeq and is a predicted model, not a curated record. Gene Ontology annotation, biological process: SCF-dependent proteasomal ubiquitin-dependent protein catabolic process. The transcript has 9 exons. Lineage: Eukaryota; Fungi; Basidiomycota; Tremellomycetes; Tremellales; Cryptococcaceae.